Drosophila rhopaloa is the source of this 630-nucleotide messenger RNA. Its product is annotated as pupal cuticle protein G1A. Bases 60 to 530 code for a protein of 156 amino acids. NCBI's taxonomy places the organism in Eukaryota, Metazoa, Arthropoda, Insecta, Diptera, Drosophilidae. The transcript has a single exon. The record is from RefSeq and is a predicted model, not a curated record.
ACUCAAACCGAUCACUCGCAUUCCCAAACAGUCAAUACAGACCUAACCCAUUUCCCAAAAUGUUCAAGUUGGUGGUAUUGUCUGCUCUGCUCGCCGUAGCCGCUGCCCGUCCCGGUCACCUGUUGGAGUCCUCCCCGCUGGUCUAUGCCGCCCCAGCAGCGACGACCAUCGUCCAGGAGCCCGUCCUGGCCAAGGUGGGAGCCGUGGUCAAGAGCGUGCCCACCUCCGUGAGCCACCAGAGCCAGUCGGUGGUGCACAGCUCGGCCCAUGUGGUGGAGGACAUCGUGGCCCCGGUGGUGAAGUCCACUCCGGUGGUCAGCUACUCCGCUCCCGCUCCUGUCGUCCACACCUCCUAUGCCGCUCCUGCUCCCGUCGUCAGCUAUUCCGCUCCUGCUCCUGUCGUCAGCUAUGCUGCUCCUGCUCCAGUUGUCCACACCAGCUAUGCCGCUGCUGCUCCCGUUCUGGCCACAUCCUACGCCCAAGUGGCCGCCUCCUCCCCGCUGACCUACACCGCCACCGGUGUGUGGUAAAGCGAUUCCAACUGCUCCCAGGUGACCAGGAUGCGAGUGCAUCGCUGGACGGUUUUGUGAUACGAAUUUUAAAUAAAUAAAUGUUUUGCUUUGAAAUCGA